Messenger RNA from Zymoseptoria tritici IPO323, 1677 nucleotides. RefSeq lists its product as uncharacterized. Lineage: Eukaryota; Fungi; Ascomycota; Dothideomycetes; Mycosphaerellales; Mycosphaerellaceae. Gene Ontology annotation, molecular function: serine-type carboxypeptidase activity. The transcript has 2 exons. The annotation marks the transcript as partial. Gene Ontology annotation, cellular component: fungal-type vacuole. The record is from RefSeq and is a predicted model, not a curated record. Gene Ontology annotation, biological process: proteolysis.
AUAUGUGAGACCAAAGCUCGCGGCUUUGCUGGCUACGUGCAUCUACCUGCAUCUGCACUUGGUGAGAUCCAGCCUCUCGAGCAAUACAAUGUGUCCAUGUUCUUCUGGUACUUCGAGGCGCGACAACAUCCCGAAAAUGCGAAGACAGCCAUCUAUCUUGCUGGAGGGCCCGGCCAAUCGUCACUAUACGGAGCCACGUCUGGUGGAGGGCCUUGCACUGUCCUUCCGAACUCGAAUGAUACUAAGUACAACCCGCACGCAUGGAACGAACACGUCAAUGUCCUCUACGUUGAUCAACCGGUCGGAGCUGGAUUCUCUUACGACAAGUUGGUCAACAGCACUCAGGACCUCCUCGCAGAACAGGGCUCAAUCAUUGCGAUCGAGGAUUACGACAGCGAGCCAGUACCCGCCGAAAGUACGACCUUCCUAUACGGAACAUUUUCGAGUCAGAAUCUGAGCCGUACCGCACCCACCACAGCGGUCGCAGCUCGCACGCUUUGGCACUUUGCACAAGUCUGGUUCUCCUCCUUCCCGGAAUACAAAACACAAGACAAAAGCAUUUCCAUCUGGGGCAAUUCAUACGGGGCCUAUUCUGCUCCGGUCAGUGCUGAACAUUUCGCGCGGCAAAAUAAGAAGAUACAAAGCGGAGAGUUCAAGGGCACUGUGUUGGACAUCGAUGCUGUCGGAUGGACGAACGGCUGUACCGAUAUGCUGUACCAAGCGGAGUGGUUCCCGGACAUGGCUUACAACAACACAUACGGUCUGGAAGCCAUCUCUCGGGACACCUUCAACGCUGCAAAGUCCGACUACAGCAAGCCUGGUGGAUGCCGCGACCUCAUGUUGAAAUGUCGGGGGCUCGGCGACCUGAGUGAUCCGCAUCACCUGUCCAUCGACCCCACGGUGAACGCUGUUUGUGCCCAAGCCACGAUCUACUGUGCGACGGCUGUCAUACAACCUUACAUUGACUCAGGUCGAAGUCGAUACGACAUUGCCCACUUCCAGCCUGAUCCCUCACCUUCGCAAUAUCACAUCGGAUUCUUCAAUCGUGCCUGGGUCCAGCGAGAACUCGGAGUGCCGCUCAACUUCACCGCCAAUGCGAACAAUGUUUUCAGCGCCUUCUAUGCCAGCGGCGACCCUUUCCGUACCGCAGGCAUGAAAAGCAUUGAAUAUCUCCUCUCAAUCGGCGUCAAAGUGGCCAUGAUCUACGGCGAUCGCGAUUACACUUGCCCCUGGAACGGAGGCGAGCAGCUCAGCUUGCAAGCGAACUGGACUGGAGCUGAGAUCUUCCGCGGAGCAGGCUAUGCUUCUAUUCGCACCACUUCGUGCGACAGUGGUGGCGUCGUUCGCCAACAUGGCAAUCUCUCGUUCUCGCGAGUAUUUGACGCCGGUCAUGACGCAGCGGCUUAUCAACCGCAGCUGGUUCACCAAAUCUUCGACCGCGUCAUGCGGGAUCAGGAUGUUGCGAGUGGGACGCAAGAUACGUCUGGUUCAGAUGGUGGUCGAUAUGCUACGGCCGGACCUUCGAGCGUAUUUGGGUGGAAGAACGUGUUGCCGGAGCCGCCAGGUGUUGACUGCAAUCUGUAUGCUGUGAGCUCGUCUUGCACAACUGAGCAAUACGCUGCGCUUCAGAACGGGACAGCGGUGUUGAACGAAUUUCGAGUGGUCAGUCCUGCUUGA